AGAUGUCUGCUGGAGGAGGCGGGUCGCUGCAGGACAGAACCCUGAAUAAAGUGGCCCUGUGCUCGGCGGUGUUCGCGGGAUUUGCCUACGUGGGUUACUCUUACGCCAAGACAGCCUUCUGCAGGAAACUAGCGAGGAGACAUGACCUGUAUGAUGAAGAGUCUGAGGUGUCCCGUGUUGUGUUCCGGCGUCUGUCGCAAACCACACAGACCGAUGCGCUGCUCGGAAACCUGGAUGUGAGUAACGCUCGGGGGAAGCUGAUCAUCCGGCCCAAGACUGUGCAGGUGCGACAUUUGGAGAGGAUUCGAGAGCUUAAUCUGAAGGCACGUCAGUUUGCCGACACCUUCAUCGCCAUCCAGACUGGGAAUGGCCAUGCUGGACACGCACUUUCUCGUAACUCUGCCAUUCAUGACCCCAAGAGCCUGCAGUGUUCGCCAUGGAAUUCCCCACGGCUUCUGUCUCCCGUUGACGUGAAGCACCUCAUCACCUCAAGAUCCACGGAGAACCUGACACACAUUCCCCCAGACGGCUCACCCUGCAGACCAAAGUGGGUGCGCAAAAGUCUGAGGAGGAAAAAACUUGAGGCGGCCAAUGAUCCUGAUGGCCACCAGAAGAAGCUUGAGGAGGAGGCCAAGGCACUCUACUCUGACUCAAGGGAGGAGCUGGCCUCGUCCCUGGAGCACCUCACUAGCAGGGGAAGGAUACUGACACCAUAUGAAGCAAAGAGUCUGGUGGCGCUGCUCUACUCGGAGGACAAGGGUCUAGUGGAGCGUGCCCUGGCCACCAUCGCCAAUUGUGCUGCCUUCAGUGUCAACCUGGACUUUCUACGUGAGGUGGGUUGCAUCCAUCGCCUCACCGCCUUACUGCAGGACAAGGAGGUCAGGUUACCCGCCGUACAGACUCUCGGCAACGUGGUGCUGUCUGAGGAGAACAUUCGGCAGGCUAAGGACUGUUUGCCGCUGCUGAUGGGGUUUGUACAGAACAGCUGGGGUGACGAUGGACUGCGGCUGGCGGCCCUGGUGGUGCUCACUAACAUCGCCACCAUCAGCGAGUGGCAUGAGUCAUACUGCCCGCUGCUGCACAGACUGUACCAGCUUGUGGACAGCACCAACCCUCACAUACAACUGCAGAGUCUUCGGUUGCUGGUCAACUUGUCCUGCAACAGAGAAAUGAUUCCCUCAUUACUGGCAGCUGAAGGGCCGCGGCGUCUGAGUGUGCUGGUGGAGGGCGGCACGGAGGAGGCGGUGCUGCUGCGGGUGCUGACGCUGCUGGCCACGCUGGCACACGCUGUGGCUGAGGAUGACCUUGACCCCAGUGUUGACCUGCCUCCGGAGAAUAAGGCAGCUGCUCCGGACACUAUAGGAGAGGCCGCCCACACCCCAAGCAUGCCAAGUGACAGGUAUGCCCGGCUGUUCGGUGUUGGGGUGCGGGACAGACUGGUGGCAAAGACUGAGGCGCUCAUCACCUCCCACCACGACCCGGACAUCCAGAGGCAGGCCACCAGGCUCCACUCGGCCCUCAAGGACACAGUGGCCUUUUGAAGUCUCCGCCAAGCCAGGUGACACGAAGAGCCGGCCAGCUGACUGCCAGGAAGCGUCAGUGUGGCUGUCUUGUACAUACUUGACGUUUGACCAAGUGAUAUAGUUUUGUCUUGGUAUGUAUUACUACCACUAACACUAUUACUACCACUUGCAUUUGUUUCUGAUACACGCGUUCGUACGUAUUACUCUCUCGAAUCUAGGCAUGACAUGAUGAUAUUGGAAGCACCAUAACACCUGUACUAUAUCCUGCUUUACCAGAAUGUGCAUGUUCCUGUAUAAAUAGACACGCAGGGACGGAUGCGUGCUGUAUGUAACGUCAGCCAGGGACACAAGCAUCCCUGAAAGCAGAGGCGUUGUUUACCCUAGCCUCCCCAACUCCCUAGUCAAUAUUUCAGGGGCGUUAUAAUUAAGCCCCACAUUUUUACAUUGUUCUCUGUCUGUGUGCUCCCAAGUGUGGCUGAAAUGUGUCUGCUGGCUAGUGUGUGGUGUGUGUCUGGUGAAGAUGUCUCACUUGAGAGGAACACAGACACUUGAGGGUAUGGCAGAGGAAUCCUGGCUUGUGAUCAGUGGUCUGUUUGCCUGUCAAGUCUGUCAGUGUGGCUUUGUUUUCAUCUCUACCUCAUUAUCUUUUUCCUCUUUUCUUUCUCUCACUGUAUUUUUCUUGAUUCUUUAUUCUCCUCUUCUUUCUCUUUAUUUUUCUAAUUUCCAGACUUUCCACACUUGUAUAUGGAAUCUUUUGAGUCAGAACCUUUCUCAAGCUUAACACCUUCUGUCAUUAAGUAUGACAUUCCGAGAAUUUCAACACUUUUAUAUGGAAUCUUUUUAAAUUUGUCAAACUUUAUCUCUUAAGCUUAACUUACCCUACCAUUAAGCAUACAAUUCACAGCAUUUGGCCACACAGACCACUGAACACAAAAAACACAGGAUUGAGGGCAUUCAGUUUCAGCCUCAGUGCCGUUGGAGUUGGCAUGAGGCACACACGCUUAUCUACCGAAGGGGCCCAGCAGUGCCAGGCUGAGAGGCACUGUGCGGCACCCUGGAAGACACUCGUCGAUGGCUAGCUGGGGGGCCACUUAUUAGGGCACGUGUUCUGAAAUGCUCUGCUCUCUCACUCCAACAAUUUCCAAAGGCCAUAAAGAUGAUUGGCUCUAUUUUCAAGUCUGUUUUUCUUGCUUAAGGUAUAAAAAAUUUUCUCAAUCACCAAUCAUCGAAAAACAAGGAUAUAAAAAUUUUCUUAAUCACUCCCAAUCAAAGAAAAACUCUUAGAAAUCUGUGUAACUUUAACGUGAGCCUUUUCAGAGCAGUGAGGGUGCAGGCAGUUGUGUUUCAGAGUAUGGCACCAGAACUACCUAAUGUGUUUGCCAAUGUCACUGGCACCAGGCUGGACACACAGCCAGCCCGGCGCCACAAGUCUGAGUGAGGCACUCCCACACGAAGCUUGGCGAUGGCAUUUAUUGAGAGUUCCAUGCUUGGUUUGUCGUGUCUUGUCUUGUUUUGGUGUGUGUGUGUGUGUGUGUGUGUGUGUGAGAGAGAGAGAGAGAGAGAGAGAAGUAUGUACUUUUCCCAGGCAUCUUUUUAUGGUUAGUUAUUUGUGGUAAUGACCAAGUAGCUUUAGUUUGUUGUUUGUUGUUUCCUCCUCACAGCAAACAUGUCACAACAGAAUUACUCCUUGCCUCUUUUAUGUACUCAAUGUCUCCACCACCACCACCACCACUGUACUCUAAGUAGCAUCAUUUGGUGGUUCAGACAGCUGGGAAUAGCCAGUGGUGGGCACAGCUGACCAGAGAGAUAUUUUCCAUAACUAGUGAAUUGCUAACUCCAGCUGUACAUUAUUCAUAGUGAGAUGGUGAACUGGUGGCCGUGUCAGGAGGCAGCAAGUGAUGGUGACUGCUGCUGCUGUGUGUGAUAGGAGUGAAUGGCUUUGGUUUGGUAUUGUGGGCCGUGAGACCCCUGAGGUGCUGGAGUUUUGUUAUGUUGCAGCUUAGGUGUAAGAGCUCUCUAAGUUACAGCUUGGUGAGAGGGUGAUCAAAGUGUGCACCAAGAUCAAAAUGAACAAAUGACAGUGAAUGUUGGGUUGCGUUGACCAAGCAGCAGCAGCAGCAAAGUUUUGAAUGGUGAGCUUAUCACUUACCACAUGUGUGUGUUAAUAUGUACAUGUAUGUAUGUAUGUAUGUAUGUAUGUAUGUAUGUUGAUAUACUAAGUGAUAUUUGCUGUAUAAUAAUACUUAACAUAUUAGAAUAUACAAUGUAAAUGGACUGAAACCAACAUGUAUGAACUUUGGGUUGGCAUAAGUCAAUUUAGUAGAAGUGAGUCAGCCUUUUAACAGUUCCCAGCAUAUAGAUGUGUUGAUGAGAGUCAGCUGUGUUAAUGAGUAGUUGACAGAUUAGCAGCAGCAGCAGUGUGCCCAUCACUGGCUCACACCACCAGCAAGGAAUCAGCUGCCAGUCAGUGUGUGUGUGUGUGUGGCAGGAACAGUACAGAGGCAGCACCUGACAGGCCAAGCAAGGCACAGACAGGCUGCCCUCACUAUUGUCCUGCUCAGCACCAUCAGGUGAUAGCCCAACGUAUAAACAUUGAAGUUGUUGCCAUGAUCGUGCUGGCGUUAUGGCAAAGUAUGAUGAAGAUAUUAUUUUUUUGACAGUUUGCACAAAAGACUGUGGGUUCCAUUCAGUAGACAGUAUGAGUUGAGUAUAGUGUUGUAGCCAAUGUGUUACUAGUCACUGUGUAUGCCAUAUGUUAUGUUAGCAUAGCUUUUGUUAGAUAGAAGCUGAUGAAGACAGCAUCUCAUGUGCCAUUAUUUCCUUUGUAACUACCAGACUUCACUAGUUUGUGCCUGACUCAGUGUGUGUGUGUGUGUGUGUGUGUGUGUGUGUGUGUGUGUGUGUGUGUGUGUGUGUGUGUGUGUGUGUGUGUGUGUGUGUGAUGAUCUUACAGUCACAAGUUUCAUGUUAAUACACAAACACAAAGUUGAAUGUAUGUGUUUCAUCAAGUGUAGAUAUUUAGCAUUCAAUUUAUUAUGUAUUGACAGGUGCUCUCUCUCUCUCUCUCUCUCUCUCUCUCUCUCUCUCUCUCUCUCUCUCUCUCUCUCUCUCUCUCUCUCUCUCUCUCUCUCUCUCUCCUUAAAGCAUUUAGUUGGUCAGUAUUGUUUUCUAUCGAUCAUUAACACCUUAAGGUCUUCAUCUUUCCUCCGGUCUGUGUCGCUGCCGCCUGCCGUGCGUCCUCCUCUGACAGCAGCUUGUAAUGGUCCACAGCAGCCACUUUUUAGUUUCCCUUGCUGUGUGUGGCAGAAUUUCCCCACUGAGAUGUCUGAACUAGUACUACCCCGCCUGCCUUGGCAACACUGUCUACAAUGGUAAUGAUCUGCUUUAUUUUUUUAAUCCAGAGAUAUCUUAGAGUGAAACAUUGAAGAGAUUACUUGUUUAUUUUGUAAGUGAGUCCCGGCGUGGGGUGUGUGUAAUGUGUUAGGUACUGAUGUGUGGUGCCACUCUUGUCCUUGUAUGAAGGCUGAGAACAGUUUGGCCAGAGUGAUGACACCUGCAAGUUAUCAAGUACUUACUAACCUUAUUUAUGACAUGUUCGCACUUUCCCAUCAGUGUGACACAAUCAGUCCAGUGGUGGUAUAGGAGUGCAUUAGGUGUGUGUGUGUGUGUGUGGAAGAGUGGUGGACAGGCGACUGGAGAGCAGUGAGCAGCAGUGAUGGUACCUGUUGGGCCUGUACAGGGUGGAGAGCUGCCCUGCACACCCUGUCUUGGUGCACCACAGCUCACCUUUGUGUGACGCUCACAGAGGCUUUGCUGUUUCCUCCCAUAACGGUUCAGAUCCUGAGGUGUGUGUGUGUGUGUGUUCCCAUAGUGAUGCAAGAUUGGCGUCUUGUCUUGGUUGCCUCGCUGCAGAGGUGCUUUCAGACUGGUCUAUACAGGUGCUAAGGAAAUGCUGUAUACAUACACACACACAGUUUAUUACUACAAUAUAUCACAAGUGUUUGAGGUGAUGGGCAUUGUGGUCCAGGCACUGGUGGUGGUGCACAACACCACCAUUACAAACAGUGGAAAGCAUUUCCCUUGACAUUUCACCACAUUCUCUUCCAGUGGUUGCUUUGAGUUCCUUCAACAUUGCCAGUCUUGUGUAGUAAAGCUGAGCCUCACCCACCACCCACCACCCCUGGUGUGCCCUACACCCGUCAGUGCUGCCUGGGGAGUUGUCUCUGACACGUGCCCUUCCAAACUCCCUCACUUCCAGGGUCUUUUGGGUGAAAUGUCCUCUUGUUAAGGCUUGUUUCAUUCAGCCUUUACUGCACAUCAGCUGUACCUGAAAAACAAGGAUAAUAUCCUGAAUUACAGCUGUACAAGUGUGCAUUUCUUCUUAGAUGCUGAAAGAGAGAGAGAGAGAGAGAAUCUCUCCUGCUGGUUUAGCAGUGAUACACAUUCAGUAAAAAUUGCUCCACUUUGAAUUAUUAAUAUUAACCAUGGCUAGCGCUAUGCAGCAGCAGGUGACAGUGACUGUGGCUCCCUGCCACACCAGACAGUUAACACUCUGUACUAUUGUAAGAUGAAGAUUGGUUGGUCUUAACUUGUGGCAAGAAAUAUUUCAGUGCAUCUGUUUCAGCUUGCACUGUUCUCCCAUGUGUUCCCACUGGCAAGCUGCGUGUCGGGCCAGUGUCCCCACCAGGGCGGCCACAACACACACACAUCACCCUCAGCUUCCUUACCCUUCUGGACUGACAGAACCUUAGAGUGUAAUCAGAAAUGCAGAAUACUUGAGGUGAAGCAUUCUGAACAAGGUAUUCUCAGCCUGUGCUGUAUUAUACACACUAACACUCCUGUAACACAUACACACACAUCAACAUUAUGCUGUAUUAUAUUAUUAUAUUGAAUACACCAACAUUACUAUGAUACUUAAACUGCACUUCCACCGAACACACUGGUCUGUCUAUCCUUGCUACCUGGUUUUUGUUCAGUGCAUCAUUCAUAAACCCCGGCACAAGCUUCCUACACACCCAGUGAUACUCUAACACUCCAACACUUGUGCUGAGGCUGCCGGGAACAAAAAUAUAUGCAUUAAAUGACUUGUUUAUUAUUUCACUUAUCCCUACAACAUCUCAGUAAAGUAACACACAAAGACAAGUAACAACACACAACCACAAACAUGCAACACCACACACUCUUGUCUUGGUGCUGUUUCUGUCCCUCACAACACACACACAUACACACACACCCCUGACAUCACUACUGUAUUUACACUUUUGUAUUUCAAAUGUGGUAUUUUUUUUGUACUUUUGUAUUCUUGCUAAAAAAAUUUCCCUCCUGUCUUGUAUUUCACCAUUGAAGUGUUUAUUGUGUUAUUUUCUAUUGCUGUAUUUUCAUUAACAUUUCUCCAGCUUGUAUUACUUGAUGUGUUUGUUAUUUUGUUAUUUUGUGUGUGCCACUUUUAUACUUUAGCUUUUGCUUUUUUUUUCCCCCCCCUCUAUUUCUCAUUUUGUAUUUUUGUAUUUUUUGUAUUCUCUCGUUUUCUAUUUAGUGAUGUGUUUGUUAUUAUAUUCUCUGCUUUAAUAUUGGCACUAACUCACAUUUUCUAUCAUGGUGUGUUUCAUAUUAUCCAAUUUAUAUUCUCACUAAUACAUUUAUUAUUUUUUUACUAGUUUUCCCUGCCCUUCUGUUUUUAUUUGUUUUUUCUCCACUUAUGUUGGUGUAUUGUAUUUCCUCUUCUCUUAAGGCGGGUUCACACGUGUCAAUAUGCGACUGAAAUUGCAAGUUGCUAGAAGUAUCGACUGAGCCCUUCUGGUCAGAACACAUUCACACAUGGCAACUGGAAAGUAUCGGCUGGUUGGCAGGAAGUGAAUGUAAACAAAAACUACUCAACAAGAUGUCUUCCUGUGGUGACGAUGACGAUUGUGAUCAAAUUUAAUCCUGACAAGUAUUCAAUCUUCACCUCCAACAACACCGUGCAUGGAGGGAAGCAGUCAUCAGAGAGUGGCAGCUGUCUCAUUGAACGCCAGUAUGCAGAAGCUUUUUUUUGCUAUAGAUUUCACUUUUAAGAUUCCAGAUGUGCUCUUUUUCACUCACCAUCUCCAAAAUCACAUUUUCUACAUUGACACCACAUUUCCAAACCUUUCUCAGUGACAGCACAACAUAAACAAAGUCGCAAAUUGGUUGGUCUUGUUUUGUGACUGGUUUUUCCAAUUGCUAGGCACCAAUAUUAAGUUGGAAACUCUACUGACUUGUAAUUUCAGCUGCAAAUUGACACAUGAGAACCCAACUUUAAUCUGUUUGUGUAUUUUCUCUCCUCUUCCUAGUGUCUUUGUUGUUUUUCUCCUUUUGUGUUGGCAGUGUGUUUGUGGUGUAAUUUAUCUCCUUUUUCCUAUUUUAUCCUCUUCCUGUUGUAUUUCUCUUGUAUUUCCUCUUCUCUUCCUGUGGUGUUCGUGUUGUAUUUCUCUCCUCUUGGUAAGUUUCUAUUGUGUUUCCUCUUCUCUUCUUGGUUUUAUAUUGUAUUUCUUCUCUUCCUGUCAUUUUUCUUCUGUAUUUCCUCUCCUCUUCAUGUUGUUUUUGUGUUGUGUUUUCUCUCCUCUUCAUGUUGUAUUUGUGUUGUCAUCCUUUUGAAGCCUUUUUAGCAGCUGUGAUACUCUUGCCCAGCUUGUUUGACUCAUGUGUUUCCCUGAGUGUUUCCUGAAGAGUCUGGUGUUCCGUUAGUUCAGCCUUGUGUUGACUCGUUCACUCUCAGUGCAAGGUUUGAGUUGCAUCUCUCGGAACACCGUGUUAGUACCUGUGCCGAUGUUUGUGUAACUUGGCGCUGUCUUUUAAGUCUAUUUUAAGUCCACUGUACCCUGUCACUGAUGAGCGUCUAGUGUGUAACCCGCGUAUAAUUGAGUGUAAAACGGAUGUAUAUACGAGUAAUUAUAUUCCUCACCUCUAUAAACAUUUGUCUUAAGCCUCAAAGUUGGUGGUACAAAUGUAAAUACACACUAUUCUAAUUAUUUUACCUCCUAAGCCUCACUGACAAGCAAAUCUGGUCAUAUCCCACCAUGCCUUAAAUUAUCAAGCUUCCUUCUCUCCUGUGUUGUGCGGCCGUUCCUUCAGUACUGAGUCUAGUCAUAGGUGUUUAGUGUUCCUGGCCCCCACUGUAUUUUCUCCUGUAAUUUAUUCAAAACAGGAGUAGACUAAGUACAGGUGUGCAGUGUUGGAGAAUUGAUUGUCCUCUCACUAGACCAGGGGUUCUCAACCUAGGAUUUGCAAACCCCAAGGGAUUCAGAAGAAGAUUUGCAGGGGUAUUUAGAUGGCUGGUCUAAUAAUAUCCUUUGUAUUACCAUUGCAUAUUGAAUUAGUGUCAGCCACUAAAUUAACAUUGUUUGAAAUCAGAUUACUUUUGGUUUGGUUAGAUGGUCUUUUAAAAGGUUGAGGACCAUUGCUCUAGACACUGCAGGCACACAUGAUUUUAUUUUAUGUAAGAGCAUUGGACUAAAAAGAAGUGAAAAGCUAACCAAGAGUGCCAGUCCUUGUGCAGUGCUGGGGAGGUGCUUAUCCCCUCACUUGGCACAACAGGCACACAUGACUUGAUUUAUUAUUUUAAGAGGGACAUUGGUCUUUGGAAAAAAAAAAAAAAAAAAAGGAGGAGGGAAGGACCCAGCUGCCAGUUCUUACAUAGAUGUGGCAUAGCUGAGGGAAGUGUUAGUUAAAAGGAUCACUCAAAAUUUAAGUAUACGAGUGUGUUGAAACCUUUGUCUUGCCAGAGUUGAAGUACUGGCUGGUGAAGACUACUGUUGCCUGGUGAAGUGAAGCUGCACUCAAUAGUCAGGUUUGUCAGAACAGCUUUGUGUUUGUCAUUAGUAGUGAAUCACAUGUCAACCCUCCCUCACCACCACCACUACCACUUUGGCUAUCUAGCUACCCCGGCAGCCUGUCUGGUGUUGUGUUGUGUUGCCGCCAAGCUUGUCUGUCGGUUUGGUUCAUGUACAAUCAGAAUUCCGUGUGAGAGGCAAUUUUGAAGUCCUGUGUUGCCUUAUGUGCAGGCAACCCACACGUCAUCAGUUUGUUGAGUGUUUUGUCUGCUUCAGUUCAUCUCACAGCCAGGAGGAGGAAGAGGAGUCACUGCCACUGCAACACUGUACUGUAGUAACCUCAACAUCUGCCUGCCACCCGUUGCCCCAACACCAGCAAGCAGUAUGGGCAGUGUUGUGUGGCAGCUUGCAGCAAGUGUUCAGGUGCAGCGGCAGACACCCUGACCCUGGAGUGUGGCUUGGUGAGCAGCAGCACCAGCAGGCUACACACACUGGCUGCCUGGUUAGGUGCUCGGUGGUCACUGCAACACCUCCCCUCGCUGUCCUCCUCACCACAACACCCUAGUGACAGGUGACAGUGGAUCCUGCACCUUCCCACUCUCCUCCCAGGCAUUGCUGACAAAAUCUACUUCCUUCCCUCAUUUUGUUUAGCCUCGGUCACUCACUGUGUUGGUCUACGGUGAUGAUGUGUCUGUGGGUGUCCUGCCACACCGGGCAACUGACCUGACUCAACUACUCUUGUUGCAUUUGUUGAGAUUAAAAAUUAUGGUUUCUCA
This is a messenger RNA of Portunus trituberculatus (swimming crab), 10089 nucleotides long. RefSeq names its product armadillo repeat-containing protein 10-like. Gene Ontology annotation, cellular component: mitochondrion. The record is from RefSeq and is a predicted model, not a curated record. Gene Ontology annotation, molecular function: protein binding. Lineage: Eukaryota; Metazoa; Arthropoda; Malacostraca; Decapoda; Portunidae. The transcript is spliced from 12 exons. Bases 3 to 1541 code for a protein of 512 amino acids.